AUGGGUGACGCAGAGCUAGAAGAGGUAUUUGAAACCCCUGAUCUAUAUCUACCUUAUACUGAGAAUGAAGACAGAUCAGACGAGCUCGUCUCGCGCAACUGCAACAGCAACAGGGAGCACGCGGCCCAGGUCAGGAUGGUGCCGAUCAAGCGCAGCAAAGAAGCCGAGCAACGCGCCUCAAUCAUGACACAAAUCCUCGACCCCGCUGCUGCCGAUCGCCUGGGCCGUAUUCGCCUUGUUAAGGAAUCUCGCGCAAUCGAUAUCGAGAACCGGCUUCUCACUCUUGCCCAGUCAGGACAGCUACGACAAAAGGUGACGGAGGAGCAGCUCAAGGAACUUUUGGGAGCUAUUGCGGAGAACCAGCGCAAGGAGGAGGAGGAGCACAAGAUUGUCAUCUCUCGUCGCAAAGGCGGUUGGGAUGAUGAUGACGACCUGUUGGACCUAUAA
Messenger RNA from Penicillium soppii, 447 nucleotides. RefSeq names its product DNA-binding protein. The coding region runs from base 1 to 447 and encodes 148 amino acids. Gene Ontology annotation, molecular function: DNA binding. The transcript is spliced from 2 exons. Gene Ontology annotation, cellular component: nucleus; cytosol. Lineage: Eukaryota; Fungi; Ascomycota; Eurotiomycetes; Eurotiales; Aspergillaceae. The record is from RefSeq and is a predicted model, not a curated record.